AUGGGAGCGGCACGUAGAAAGAAGCGCAGACAAAAACUGACCAGGGAAGAAAAACUAGAGAAAAAAAGAAUCGCAGAGAGACUAAGAACAGAAAGAAUCCGCGCCGACCCAGUUUUGAUGGCGCUGUACAAAGAAAAAAACAAAGAAAAAUAUAUUAGAAAAAAAGAACGAGGUAGAAAGAAACGCAGAAGAAAACUGACCAGGGAAGAAAAACUAGAGAAAAAAAGAAUUGCAGAGAGACUAAGAAAAGAAAGAAUCCGCUCCGACCCAGUUUUGAUGGCGCUGUACAAAGAAAAAAACAAAAAAUGCAUAUUAGAAAAAAAGAACAAGGCAAAGUCAUCCCUAUUAAUCUUUUGCCCAAGAAGGAACAGGCACUACGCAGGAAAAAAAACCGCGAAUCCUCCAGGCUGUAGAAAGAGGCGCAAAAGAAAACUGACUAGGGAAGAAACACUAGAGAAAAAAAGAAUUGCAGAGAGACUCAGAAAAGAAAGAAUCCGCUCCGACCCAGUUUUGAUGGCGCUGUACAAAGAAAAAAACAAAGAAAUGUAUAUUAGAAAAAAAGAACGAGGCGAAGUCAUCCCUAUGAACCUUUUGCCCAAGAAGGAACAGGCACUACGCAGAAAGAGAAACCGCGAAAACUUCAGGCAUUUAAGAAUAAACGCCUAA
This is a messenger RNA of Ostrinia furnacalis (Asian corn borer), 666 nucleotides long. RefSeq names its product apical junction molecule-like. The transcript is spliced from 5 exons. NCBI's taxonomy places the organism in Eukaryota, Metazoa, Arthropoda, Insecta, Lepidoptera, Crambidae. The coding region runs from base 1 to 666 and encodes 221 amino acids. The record is from RefSeq and is a predicted model, not a curated record.